AUGGCCCUCUUGGACGUGUCCCUCACGACAUACCCUGUUAUGCUUAAGGAAGAUGAAAGUGACAUAAUCCAGCUUGGACAACCAGCUACUGUUAAAGUUCCAGCCAACUUGAUUAGGUUGCUAGCUUAUCAGAACAAGAACAUGUUGCAAGUUGGCAUGAUUGUUGGAGGAUGGGAUAAGUAUGAGGGAGGCCAAAUUUUCCCAGUCCCUCUUGGUGGAACGAUCUUGAAGCAGCCAUUUGCAAUUGGAGGUUGCUAG
This is a messenger RNA of Miscanthus lutarioriparius, 258 nucleotides long. The record is from the annotation of a GenBank genome assembly. Lineage: Eukaryota; Viridiplantae; Streptophyta; Magnoliopsida; Poales; Poaceae.